GGCGUAAGCACGCGACAGUCCAGCCCGGAUGGCUGGGGGCGAAGGCCGCUUACUGCUGCAGCUGGAGUGUCUUAACUUGCAGCUUCUCUGAGGGGUAGACAACUGGGCAUGGGCCUCCCGGGGCUUCGCCAUGAGCUUCCUGAUCGACUCCAGCAUCAUGAUCACCUCCCAGAUACUGUUUUUUGGAUUCGGUUGGCUUUUCUUCAUGCGACAGUUGUUUAAGGACUAUGAGGUGCGGCAGUACGUUGUGCAGGUGAUCUUCUCCGUGACAUUUGCAUUCUCGUGCACCAUGUUUGAGCUCAUCAUCUUCGAGAUCCUGGGAGUUCUGAGCAGCAGCUCCCGUUACUUUCACUGGAAGAUGAACCUGUGUGUGAUUCUGCUCAUCCUGGUCUUCAUGGUCCCUUUCUACAUUGGUUAUUUUAUCGUGAGUAACAUCCAACUUUUGCACAAGCAGCGCCUGCUCUUCUCCUGCCUCCUAUGGCUGACCUUCAUGUACUUCUUCUGGAAGCUGGGCGAUCCAUUUCCCAUACUCAGCCCAAAACAUGGGAUCUUGUCCAUAGAACAGCUCAUCAGCCGGGUGGGCGUGAUCGGGGUGACGCUCAUGGCUCUGCUGUCCGGAUUUGGUGCUGUCAACUGCCCGUACACAUACAUGUCCUACUUCCUUAGGAACGUGACUGACACGGAUAUCCUGGCCCUGGAACGGCGGCUGUUGCAGACCAUGGACAUGAUCAUAAGCAAAAAGAAAAGGAUGGCCGUGGCACGGAGAACCAUGUUCCAGAGGGGGGAGGUGCAAAACAAGCCGUCAGGACUCUGGGGCAUGCUGAAGAGCGUGACUGCAUCAGCCCCAGGAAGCGAAAAUCUGACUCUUAUUCAACAGGAAGUAGAUGCUCUGGAAGAACUAAGCAGGCAGCUUUUCCUGGAAACAGCUGACCUGUAUGCUACUAAGGAAAGAAUUGAAUACUCCAAAACAUUCAAGGGGAAGUAUUUCAAUUUCCUGGGUUACUUUUUCUCUAUUUACUGUGUCUGGAAAAUUUUUAUGGCAACCAUCAAUAUUGUUCUUGAUCGAGUUGGGAAGACUGACCCUGUCACCAGAGGCAUUGAGAUCACCGUGAAUUACCUGGGGAUCCAAUUUGACGUCAAGUUCUGGUCCCAGCAUAUUUCCUUCAUUCUGGUUGGAAUAAUCAUUGUCACAUCCAUCCGAGGACUGCUGAUCACUCUGACCAAGUUCUUCUAUGCCAUCUCCAGCAGUAAGUCCUCCAACGUCAUCGUCCUGCUGUUAGCACAGAUAAUGGGCAUGUACUUCGUCUCUUCCGUGCUGCUGAUCCGAAUGAGCAUGCCCCCAGAAUACCGCACCAUAAUCACAGAAGUCCUGGGAGAACUCCAGUUCAACUUCUAUCACCGCUGGUUUGAUGUCAUCUUCCUCGUCAGUGCCCUCUCCAGUAUCCUGUUCCUCUAUCUGGCUCACAAGCAGGCACCAGAGAAACAUAUGGCACCCUGAACUGAGACCCACUGCAAACUGUGAGAAAAGGAGACACAGUGGGCGCUACCAGGGUCUUAAAUCCUUUACGCAGAGGAGCUGCUGGGGCGGUUUAGUCUGCCUCCAGCACACGCCGUCCUCCUGCGCCAUCCUCCUGCGCCAUCCUCCUGCGAUCCUGGAGUCCUAAGUGACUUAGACUGAGGUACAGGAGGGAGCAAUCCCCCCUCCCCCGCCACAGCAUUCGGCAGGGAGCCUGUGUGGGUCUGAGGCUGUGUGAAUGAGGAGGGUGAGGGUCAGGGCCGGAGGAGACCCUGGUGCUCCUCAGGUGCCUUCCUUUGAAAAAUUUAGUAAAAUCAGAGUUUGUAACACUGUG
Messenger RNA from Myodes glareolus (Bank vole), 1850 nucleotides. RefSeq names its product golgi pH regulator A (gene Gphra). The record is from RefSeq and is a predicted model, not a curated record. Gene Ontology annotation, biological process: intracellular pH reduction. NCBI's taxonomy places the organism in Eukaryota, Metazoa, Chordata, Mammalia, Rodentia, Cricetidae. Gene Ontology annotation, molecular function: voltage-gated monoatomic anion channel activity. Gene Ontology annotation, cellular component: Golgi cisterna membrane.